UACUUAUCAAUAGGCUAUAUAAACCUGGCUCAUGGCAUUACAGUCUUUCAAUCAUGGAUACAUUCGCAGAACCAUACACACGCGCAGGAGACGACAUUUCACUUGAUUCAGUUAGAGAUCAUGUUAGAACUCUCGAAGCACGACACAAAGCCAACGGCGUUCAAUUAUCAGGCCGCAUCAUUCAUGUCUGCCAUUAUCUUCCUGUAACUUGCACAAUCACUUCAACUACUACAAGAGAUGGCAUACUCAGUCCACCUCCUACACCUCCACGUAUCCUUUCAGACGUACCACCAAGCCCAUCCGAUGAGGUUCCUCAAAUCUCUCUUCCCACUCAACCUGAGCGUUGGAAACUCGCUCCACGCUACGGACACAGCGCAAUGACGAGCGGCAUUCGUAGUCUCAGCCUCACACACGAACAACUCAUUCUUGGAUGGACAGGCGACAUUCUAUCACCUGCAGGUCCAUCCGAUGGCAAUGAUGGUCAUUCACUCCACUUUCACUCAUCAUCAUAACACUGACCUCUCCAUAGCUGACGUCAAUCCAUCCACUGGUGAACGUAUCCCUUCCGUUCGAGAUCGUAUUCCAUCUUCUCGCAUUUCUCAAGAGGACAAGGAUGCACUCGACGUCGAGCUCGCUCAUUAUACCGACAAGAACGCACUCGAACCUGAAACCAGCAAGCCAAUUACUCAUCUUCCGCUCUGGAUGGAGGAUAACGUCGCACACGGUCAUUACGAUGGUUAUUGUAAACA
Molecule: messenger RNA, 749 nt
Organism: Suillus plorans
Lineage: Eukaryota; Fungi; Basidiomycota; Agaricomycetes; Boletales; Suillaceae
Exons: 1
Coding region: 54-512 (152 amino acids)
Source: RefSeq, a predicted model, not a curated record